AUGACGAUCAUCCUUCAAUCCCUGCAACCUUGUCAGGUACCAACUUGGCGGACCUUUUCCACCUCGUAAACAGGCACUGCCACACAAGAGUGGGCUGAUACAAAAGCACUGAAUGCCGUAGGUUUUUGUGGUUCCUUCUUGUUCAUCAUACCCUGCUCUCCAUCCACCAGCACAGCAUUACCCUCCAGCUGCACAAUCAUCUCAAAUUGCUGCUACCUUCAACCGGUCUCAAUCCCAAAAACCAAGAUGCGCUUCAUCCUCAUCACCGCUCUCGCCGCCUUUGCCGCCGCACAAAGCACCACCUCGAUGAGCGGCAGCGCAACCGGCAGCAUGACCGCCUCCUCUUCAGCUGCACCCUCCUGCGGUGUGGGCCAAUCGACCUGCAAUGGCGUCUGCUUCGAUAGCACCGAAUACACCUGCUGUUCCGCUGGGCUUUGCGCAAGUGGCAGCUACUGCGGUCAAGACAGCUCCGGCAACGUCGCCUGUUGCGCUCAGAACACUGCUGGAACCUGCUCUGCUGCCUCGACGCCUACCUCGCUUUCGCGUGGAGCCACCGCUUCGUCAGGCGCCGCGUCAGCGACCUCAUCAUCGGCUAGUGGAAGCAAGACUUCCAGUUCUUCAUCGACGGCCUCAGGCUCUCAGAGCAGCGGCGCAAGCACUGCGACUUCUUCGGGUGCUGCUGCUGGCCAUGCCGACUCAUGGCUCUCCAACGCCGUCACCUAUGCCGCUGGCGGCCUCGUCGCUGCUUUGAUCUAAGCCGCUGCCACAAGAGCACUGAAAAAGAGCUUGGGACACACCGGGAUACAAUGGCUGGAACAAUUUACUUUCUCUGUUUAUACUUGAUUCGUAUCACUUUACAUACUUUCUUCUUGCCCCUCGUCAUAAUCUCUAGUGACCGACCAACUUCUGGUUGGCCUCGCUGUAUCUGUUGCCGUGGGGCUUCGCGCUGUCGACAAUCUUCCUCAUCUCGGCCUUCUCUUCCUCGUUCAG
Messenger RNA from Aureobasidium pullulans EXF-150, 990 nucleotides. RefSeq lists its product as uncharacterized. Bases 247 to 756 code for a protein of 169 amino acids. The transcript has a single exon. NCBI's taxonomy places the organism in Eukaryota, Fungi, Ascomycota, Dothideomycetes, Dothideales, Saccotheciaceae. The record is from RefSeq and is a predicted model, not a curated record.